This is a messenger RNA of Oryzias melastigma (Indian medaka), 4750 nucleotides long. It is a transcript of the gene aebp1b, whose product is annotated as inactive carboxypeptidase-like protein X2. The transcript is spliced from 22 exons. The coding region runs from base 895 to 4392 and encodes 1165 amino acids. NCBI's taxonomy places the organism in Eukaryota, Metazoa, Chordata, Actinopteri, Beloniformes, Adrianichthyidae. Gene Ontology annotation, biological process: proteolysis; negative regulation of transcription by RNA polymerase II. Gene Ontology annotation, molecular function: RNA polymerase II transcription regulatory region sequence-specific DNA binding; DNA-binding transcription repressor activity, RNA polymerase II-specific; metallocarboxypeptidase activity. The record is from RefSeq and is a predicted model, not a curated record.
AAAAACAGAUGAUACACAUCCGGCAGUCAAACAGUAGACAGAAACGGGGGCAGAUGGGGUAGGGGCAAAGAGACCAGCAGCGUUUAGAAAGCUGUAAUUCUGUCAUCUGCUCAAAUAAUUCUCCUUCCAGUGUGUGCGACUCUGUGGCCCCCUUUGCCUUUUCCCCCCAGAAGAAAGACUCUAAAGGGAGACUGAAAGAGCAGAAGAAAUCAAAGCCAAGAUUCCUACAAAGCCAGUCCUUGACUGAAGCAGGAUGUCAUUUCUACCCCUGCUUGUUUUCAUUUGCUGUGAAUCCCUCUCUCCGACAUUCAAGGCUUGUUAUUUUAGUUAGCAAACGUGCAAAACUCCUAUCCUCCCCCAUGCACCCCCUUCAGGCCUCCUCCUCCGCUUGUGGAAUCUGGUUAAGUGGAGUCCCUCCUCUGGUCUGCUGCUCGUCUCUGAGGUGACACAGCACUGAAGAAGAAGAAACCCUCUAAUCCAGGCGUGACAGAGUGGGGGUUCACCUGUCCUCCCCUGCAUCCUCCAUCAGCUCUGCACCUGUCUGGACUCGUCCAGCAGGUGAAGGGGAUUCUCCAGCUUUGUGGUGUGUUCCCAGCUGACCGAAGCUCCCUGCGUGUUCAUUUGACUGGAUUACAGCUUUGUAUCCGUCUGUCUCUGCAAAUUAACUCCCCUCCCUCCAGUCCAACCCCCCCUUCCAAUGCUGUCUAGCCCAGUCUGAGCCUGGCUGACACUCUGGCUGCUGGUAGGUGUGCAGCUGAAGAGUUUUCCUGCUGGAGCAGCGUCACACAGAUAUUCUGGAGGAAAGGGUGAAAGAAGGAUCGUCUGUAGUGAGAGCUGGACAGCAGGAGUGUCAGUCUACAAGAAAAGAAAUUAGAAGUUCAGAGGACAGCAGGUAUGAGACCCCCCACAGUGACGGUGUGCCUCUCCCUGCUGGCACUUUGCUGUCUGAUGAUCCCCCGAGGAGGGGAGACCGCUGCGAGGAUCACUUUUCUGCAGCAGUCUGAAGGGGAGAAGCAGACGGAGGAGCAGAAGUCCCUGGAUGACCCAGACAGGGAGCAAGCACUUGCAGGGGACCCACACCCACUCGGGAGCAGCAUCAAAGCUGGAGCCGACUCAGAAGGAGCUGCACAGGCAGGCCUUCUGAGCAGGGUGAGGAGAGCGCCUGAUGAGAGCAAGAAGAAAAAGAAGAAGGAUAAGAAGAACAAAGACCCGAGCGCCACAAAAAAACCUAAAACAGACAAGAAAGGGAAGAAGAAGGUCAAGCAGACCACAACUCCACCGCCCUCAACAACGCUGCCGCCCACCACAACACUCCCCACUGAGCCCCCAGAGGUGGACUACUUUCCAGAGGCUGAUGAUUAUUGGAAAUCCGACUAUGACUUCUGGGGAACUGUGUCUACACCAUCAGCACCCCAGGCUGAAACUUUUCCCACAAUUCCUCCAUAUGACUAUUGGAACCCAGAAGUGGAAGACCCAGUUCCUCCCGUGACCGACGGCUACGAUGACUACUGGAAACCAGAAGAAACAGACCUGCCCUCGUCUUAUUCUGACACGAGGAAACAAGAUGAGAAAGAACCGUACCCUCCGGCCACAGAUAACUAUGACAGCUACUGGAGGGAAUCUGACCCGACUCCCAGCAGCCCUGAUGCAUCAGAAAAAACUGGAAAAGAUGACAGCGACUACUGGGAUGCCACAUAUGAAGUGCCAGACAAUGCACGUCUUCCUGAUGGUAAAGAAGUUAGCCCUGAUGUUGAGAUCGAGGACGUUUUUCCAGAAGAACCCACUCCAACUGCUCCUUUUGAGAAGACGUGGUAUGACGACUAUGAUGAAUACGGAGUGGCCAGGAAAGAAGAUGAAGUGGACGAAAAGUGGAUGGAGAAAGAACGAGAAAGAGCCAAGAAAGAAAGAGAAAGACAAGAGAGAGAAAGGGCGCAGAGGCUGAAGGAGGCGGAGGAACGAGCCAGGAACAGACCACGUAUCUACAAGGAGCCAAAGAAAUGUCCUCCUCUGGGGAUGGAGUCCCAUAAGAUUGAGUCCGACCAGCUUUCAGCAUCCUCCAUGUCUCAUUAUCGCUUUGCACCUCAGAGGGCGCGCCUCAAUAUGCAGGGGUCUGAUGAGGAGGACAGCAUGAGGGGUGGAGCGUGGUGCGCAAACUCUGAGGAUACCAUCCACUGGUUCGAGAUCGAUGCUCGCAAGGAGACGGAGUUCACAGGAGUCAUCACUCAAGGGCGAGACUCUCUCACUGAGAGUGACUUUGUGUUGUCCUACUUCCUGGCUUUCAGCAACGACAGCAGAGAAUGGACCACCAUCCACGAUGGGUAUGCUGACUGGCUGUUCUUUGCAAACAGUGAUAAGGACACUCCAGUGAUGAACCGGCUCGCUGUGCCCAUGGUCGCUCGCUACAUCAGAAUCAUCCCUCAGAGCUGGAACGGCUCCCUCUGCAUGAGGCUGGAGGUUCUGGGCUGCCCCCUCCCCGACCCAAGCGUGUUCUUCAGACCUUUUUCAUACAGACAAAAUGAAGUAACUCCAGUGGAUUACCUGCAGUUUCGGUACCACAACUACUCAGAGAUGAUUGCACUUAUGAAGUCGGUGAACGACGAAUGCCCCAACAUAACCAGUAUCUACAGCCUGGGACGCAGCGCCAAGGGGCGGGAACUCAUGGCCAUGGUCCUCUCUGGAAACCCCACAGAGCAUGAAAUAGGUGAGCCGGAGUUACGGCUUACGGCGGGCCUCCACGGGAAUGAGGCAGUGGGAAGGGAGAUGCUCCUGCUUCUCAUGCAGUACCUUUGCAAAGAAUACAAAGACAGAAACCCCAGAGCACAGCGCUUGGUGGAGGGAAUACGCAUCCAUCUGGUGCCAUCACUCAACCCCGACGGACAGGAAACGGCGUUUGAAGUGGGAUCAGAACUCAGCAGCUGGACGACCGGACACUUCACUGAAGACGGCCAUGACAUCUUCCAGAAUUUUCCCGACCUGAAUAACAUCUUGUGGGAGGCUGAAGAUAAGGGCAAGGUCCCCAAACUGACCCCCAAUCAUCACGUGCCCAUACCAGAAGACUACGAGACCAACACCACAAUUGCUGUGGAGACCAAAGCCAUAAUCUCCUGGAUGAAAAGCCAUCCAUUUGUGUUGGGUGCGAACUUCCAAGGUGGAGAGUCACUUGUGGCUUAUCCUUAUGACAACUUACGUCUCAACAAACCCGCUGAGAGCCAGAAACCCCACAGGCGCAACAAGAGACAAUAUGAGGAUGAAGAUUUUGAUGUGACUGAAUGGGGAAGAGGCCACUAUGAGGAACCAGAGGACUGGAGGAGUCAGGGGUACGCUCAGCCAGAGGAAGAGUGGCGCGGCCAAGGCUAUGAGCACGGUUACGAGCAAACCUACAACCAGGGUUAUAACCAGAGGGAGGAAGAGGAGGACGACAGAGGAAGGAGUGCUGGGUAUCAGGUCAGUGAGCCUGAAGAUGAACCCAAGGUGACACCAGAUGAGUCCUUCUUCAGGUGGCUGGCCAUCUCCUACGCCUCAACACACCUAACCAUGACUCACAACCACCACGGAUCCUGCCACGGAGACACACGCACAGGCGCUCUCGGCAUCAUCAACCGAGCCAAGUGGAAGCCAAUCUCAGGCAGUAUGAACGACUUCAGCUACUUGCACACAAACUGCUUGGAACUGUCGGUUUUCUUGGGCUGCGACAAGUUUCCUCAUCAAAGUGAGCUGGCAAACGAGUGGGAGAAAAACAGAGAGGCGAUGCUGACCUUCAUGGAACAGGUGAACCGAGGAAUUAAAGGCAUUGUGAAGGAUGAACAGGGGAAUCCUAUUGCAAAUGCCACCAUCUCUGUUGAAGGGAUCAACCAUGACGUUACCACAGCACCAACGGGGGACUACUGGAGGCUUCUCAACCCAGGAGAGUACCAGGUGACUGCUCGAGCUGAGGGCUUUUCCUCCAUGACUAAACUGUGCGUGGUGGGGUAUGAACCGGGGGCCGCGGCCUGCAGCUUCAACAUGGCAAAGUCCAACUGGGAUCGCAUCAAACAGAUUAUGGCCCUUCACGGCAACCGGCCGAUUCGACUCAGCUAUGGCAACGGCCGGAUACAGAGUUCUGCGGUUUCUACUCCCCGCAGACGCGUGGCUUCACACGAUGGUGAUGAGGGCAGCACACUCACAGCCCUGCAGCGAAGGAAGCAGAGGUUGCGUCGCCUUCGACUGCGGAAAUUGAUGAAGCUAAGAGCUAUGACCACGUUACCCCCCACAACCACCACCACCACACUGCCAACCACAGCAGAAACCACCACUUCCUGGUACGACUCGUGGCCACUUUGGGAAGGACAGUCCUCAACACCCGGCGGGUUCACAGACUCUCUCCUGGAUUAUAACUAUUACAAUUUUGACUAAAUGUACAAGAAACAACCAAAUGUUACUAAUUCUUCUCACUCAAAUUGUACUUACAGCUGUUGGAGAAGUCAAACAUUGCAAUGACAAAAAAAAGUUAACAUUUUGUUCGACUUCAUAUAAAAGAAUGUGAUAGAAAAAAGGGAACUUUAAUUUUUACAUUUUCUGUCGUACUUUUUGUUGUAAAUGAAAUUCGCUUAAUGGAAAGAGGUUUAUUUUUAACACUUGUAUAAAAAAAAAGAAAAAAAUGUAUUUACAUUAUCUUCUGAAAUGCAAUUGAUUCGGCCGCUGAAGAAAAAACAGUCAAGGAAGCUCCAGGUUCCUCUGGCACAGAUGGUGUGAGAAUAAACUUAUUACACAA